Centropristis striata (black sea bass) is the source of this 1599-nucleotide messenger RNA. RefSeq names its product alpha-1,3-galactosyltransferase 2-like. The transcript has 5 exons. The coding region runs from base 10 to 1014 and encodes 334 amino acids. Gene Ontology annotation, molecular function: hexosyltransferase activity. Gene Ontology annotation, biological process: carbohydrate metabolic process. The record is from RefSeq and is a predicted model, not a curated record. Lineage: Eukaryota; Metazoa; Chordata; Actinopteri; Perciformes; Serranidae. Gene Ontology annotation, cellular component: vesicle; Golgi apparatus; membrane.
UGCUGGAAAAUGAGGACGCGGUAUUUAAGUGACUUGAAAACAAGGCAUGCUGGAAUCGGCUUCUGUCUUAUGUUGCUCUUUACCGCCUUCACUUCCUUAUAUUUAUGGUAUUUACCAGGCUAUCUCCCUGAAGUCGAUCUGCAGGAGGCUACUAUAGAACCGACACCGUUCAAUUUAGACGACACACUUAACUAUAGAGCCAGAAGAGGGUUUGGGACUCGCACAUCUUGGAAUGCUCCUAUCAUGUGGGACGGGAUGUUUGACCCCAACUUUUACGACCAACAGCACAUCCGAAGCAAGACCUCAGUGGCCCUCACCGUGUUUGCUGUCGGAAGGUACCUGGACGCCUACCUCAAGAAUUUCCUUACCUCUGCAGAACAACAUUUUAUGCCGGGACUACAAGUGACAUUUUACGUGUUCACAGAUCAACCAGAGAAGGUACCAAACAUCCAGCUUGGUCCUCAGCGAAGCCUGAAGGUUAUUCAGGUGGAGAAGCACAGUCGGUGGCAGGACAUCUCCAUGAUGCGCAUGAAAACAAUAUCCGAUACCCUAGAAUCAGAUAUUCGUCACCACUGCAAAUAUGUCUUCUGCUUUGAUGUGGAUCAGUUGUUCAAGGCAAGAUUUGGCUCCGAGGCUCUGGGGGACUCUGUGGCUAUGAUACACGCCGGCUUAUUUAGAACACCAAAGUAUUUGCAGACCUUUGACAGAAACCCAAAAUCUAAAGCCUACCUGCCAGCUGGAGAUUACUACUACCAUGCUGCUGUCUUCGGAGGCUUGUGUGGAAAUGUGAAGGAUCUGGUAGAUUUCUGCUAUCAGGGUAUCAUGGAGGACAAACAAAACAAUGUGGAGGCUCUGUGGCAUGAUGAGAGUCAUCUAAACAAGUACUAUUGGCUUCACAAACCCACCAAGCUACUCUCCCCCGAGUACUGCUGGAUUCAGGGUUAUGACAGUGAAAUACACAUUGCCCGCCUUAUAUGGUUACCAAAACAAUAUGACAAACUUCGUACUCGGUAGAGUGCCUGGAAAAGGCACACAUAUUGAUGAAUUAUUAUUAUUAUUAGUGACUGGGAAUCUCUACUCUGAGAUGUGAACUUAUUUGCCAGACUUUUAAGGAGAACCAAGAAACAUGGUCACAUCACUCCAGUUUUUGUGCCUUACACUGGCUCUCAGUAUGUUUUAGAAUUGAUUUUAAGAUUUUACUGAUUACUCUUAAGGCCCUUCAUGGCCUCACUCAUGCUACAUCUCUGACCUCUUAACACCCUACACACCAGUCCGCACUUUGAGAUCCUCGGGCAGAGAUCUUCUGACUGUUCCAGAGGCCCAGCUGAAAACUAAAGGGGGACAGAGCAUUCACAUUCAGGGCCUUGAGGCUCUGGAACAACCUGCUCGAGGAAAUCAGGUCAGCUGAGUCAGUGAUCUCUUUUAAGUCUUUUAUAAAACAUACUUUUAUUGGAGAGCUUUUCCUGAUUUUACCUGAACUUUAACUUUCCUUGAACUGUCUUUUACUUGCACAGAAUGCUGUCAUUUUCUAAAAUGACUUUUAUCUGUUAUUUUAAGUCUGUUUUUAACUUGUCUUUGUAAAGCACUGUGUAACAUGUG